CCCUGCCCCAAAUUAAACACUAACUUGAGUUUGUUAGUCUGUCAGAGGACGUCGGACCCUCAGGCCACCCUCAUCAAGUCUGUUCCUGAUCGUUUGCUCAGAUACAAAAUGACCUCCAGCAGGCCACUGCUUAACCAUGAAUCCUGUUGCUCAGCACAUGGAUGCCUUCACUGUUAACUUUGGCCAUGAGACUUGGGCUUGGGACUGUCGACGAAAAGAACACUGGCUUCUGUUAUUAAGAAAAAAGAAAGCCAAAUCAAACAUGCAGAGUCAUGUACCUGUACCUUCUGGGCCUGGUGGUUCUCUACUACCUGUACCGUUGGAUCAGAGAGCUCCCCAGGGUCUCUGACAAAAACAGCAAGUAUGUGUACAUCACAGGCUGCGACAGUGGCUUUGGGAAUCUUCUGGCCCGGCAUCUUGACAAGCAGGGCUUUCGAGUGAUUGCCUCUUGUUUCACUGAGAAAGGAGAAGAGGAUCUAAAGAAGUCCUGCUCCAGCAACCUGAUCACAACUCAUCUGGAUGUUAGUUCUCAGGAAAGCAUUGACAAAGUUGCGGCAAUGAUCAAGGAUAUGGUUGGGGCACGUGGCCUGUGGGCUGUAGUGAACAAUGCCGGCAUCUCCAUUCCCAGUGCCCCAUGUGACUGGCUGACCCUCAAUGACUACAAACCCAUGCUGGAUGUGAACCUGAAUGGGGUGAUUGGUGUGACCCUAAGCGUCCUACCGCUCAUAAAAAAGGCAAGGGGAAGGGUGGUGAACGUUGCCAGUGUGUUUGGAAGGAUCAGUCCUGUUGGGGGCCCAUAUACUGUCUCAAAGUACGGUGUUGAAGCAUUCAAUGACAGCCUCAGGUUAAAUAUGGCACCUUUUGGUGUGAAGGUCCUCUGCAUUGAGCCAGGCUUCUUCAAGACAAAUGUGACCAACAGUGCUAUCCUGAGCAAAAACAUUAAAAUGAUCUGGGAUAAACUUCCACAGGAAGUCCGAGAUGAUUAUGGAACGGCAUACCUACAGAAAGCAUUAACAACCUUAACUGACAAAGUUGCCAAAAUGAGUGAUGCAGACUUGAUGAAAGUGGUCAGCUGCAUGGAACAUGCCGUGGCUGCUGUCCAUCCUCGCACUCGCUACUCCCCAGGCUGGGACGCCAAGUUCUUCUGGCUGCCGCUAUCCUACAUGCCAACCUGCAUCAGUGAUUACAUCCUGAAGCUGGAAGCUAUUCCCAUCGCCAAGCAGAUAGAAUAACUUUGCAUGUAGUAAAGGCAUUCUCUCUGUAUGUACAUCUCAUGCAUCAGUAAAUUUAACUGAUUUCAGAAAGGCUUUGUCUUUCAAUCUGUUCUCAUUACUUAUCACAUUACUUUCUCAGAAAGGAACCUUUGCACCUUUUUCACAAAGGCAUUUUCAAGGCCAUCUUAUCUACAGCUAGUCUGAACAGAUGAAAAGACCUGUGUCCAUGAGAUUAUUGAUAGGCAUGUGGGAAAGGUUAAGAAAGACCAAUAAAAAAAAAAAAAAAAAAGUCCAGUUCACACUUGGUUUCAAAGUACACAGCGAGCAGGAUCGUGUUGUUGCUAUACUUCAAAUAGUAGAAAUGCCUUGUUUUGCAGUAUCAAAACAAGACUGCAAUGUCACCUGCAGGAUUUUAACUUCUUAAGUUACAAAGCAAAAUGUUUAGUUAUUGGUAGAGUUAGCUGCGCAAAUAAAAAUAGAACUGUAUGUCCAAAAGAUAUAGAAAAGAAAAUCUUGUUUUUUAGGAUGCAGUGCUAAUCUUACCUUGGAGGGAGUCACUGACCUGGUGGACACGAGGUUGUAAGGUUCAUUCUGUUCAUUUUACUUCAUGACUCCUAUCUAGACGAGGAGUCAAACUGUUUAAAUACAUAGUAUUUUUUUGUCUCCAGUGGCACUAACAAUCUUUCCUAUAUGAAACCUUUAUAU
This is a messenger RNA of Maylandia zebra (zebra mbuna), 1919 nucleotides long. Its product is annotated as retinol dehydrogenase 7. Gene Ontology annotation, biological process: steroid metabolic process. Lineage: Eukaryota; Metazoa; Chordata; Actinopteri; Cichliformes; Cichlidae. The record is from RefSeq and is a predicted model, not a curated record. Gene Ontology annotation, cellular component: intracellular membrane-bounded organelle. Gene Ontology annotation, molecular function: oxidoreductase activity.